UUCUUCCAGCCCCUGCACCGUCCGCGCCUCGCUCCCCUGGGCGUCAACCUGGGAGACGCCUACAUCUGCUCCGACUCAGAGGGGGGGUCUGAGAAGACAGGGGAGAGGACCAAUACCUUACCUAAGCGUCUGCGGCGUAGCCUGCACCCGGGGCUGUUGAGAAGGAUCUCCUCUACAUGGACCACCACCACCUCAGCUACGGGCRUGCCCACCAUCGAGCCCGGACCAGUACGCAGGGCCAGCAUCAGCAUCAAACCCUUCCACGAGCCGCUCGCCUGCAGCUGUGGGGAGACCGUCUCUCACAGGCUUUUUGAAGACACAGGCCUAUUUGAGACCUUCAAGAUCCCGGUUCACGAAUUCAUGAACUACUUCCAUGCUCUGGAGAAUGGCUACAGAGACAUACCAUAUCACAACAGAAUCCACGCUACAGACGUUCUCCAUGCUGUCUGGUACCUCACUACCCAGGCCGUACCAGGUCUGCCCAGCCUCAUCACUGACCAUUGCUCUGCCAGCGACUCAGACUCUGACAGCGGCAUCACACACAGUCACAUGGGCUACCUGGUGUCGAAGACCUACAGCGUGUCGGAGGAUGGGUAUGGUUGCCUGUCGGGUCUCAUCCCAGCCCUGGAGCUCAUGGCUCUCUAUGUAGCAGCAGCCAUGCAUGACUAUGACCACCCUGGGAGGACGAACGCCUUCCUGGUGGCCACAAGUGCACCACAGGCAGUGUUGUAUAACGACAGGUCGGUGCUCGAGAACCACCACGCCGCCUCGGCCUGGAAUCUGUUCAUGUCCCGUCCAGAGUAUAACUUCCUGGUUAACCUGGACCACGUGGAGUUCAAACGCUUCCGCUUCCUGGUCAUAGAGGCCAUCCUCGCCACUGACCUCAAGAAACACUUUGACUUCCUGGCAGAGUUCAAUGCCAAGGUAGGUGAUGACGUGACGAGGGGUAUUGAUUGGUCCAAUGAGAACGACAGACUGCUGGUGUGUCAGAUGUGCAUCAAGCUAGCUGACAUCAAUGGCCCACUGAAACACAAGGACCUGCACCUACAGUGGACCAAGGGCAUCGUCGAUGAGUUCUAUGAACAGGGUGACGAGGAGUCCAGCCAGGGCCUUCCCAUCAGCCCCUUCAUGGACCGCUCUGCUCCUCAGCUGGCUAAGCUCCAGGAGUCCUUCAUCACCCACAUCGUAGGACCGCUCUGUAACUCAUACGACUCCGCAGCACUCAUGCCCGGACGUUGGGUGGAGCCUAACCCCGAGGAGGAGGAGGAGCACGAGGAAGAUGAAGAGGAGGAUACGACAGAGGAUGACGAUGGGUCUACUAGCUCAGAAGCAUCGCAGAAAGGCAAAGCAGCUCCCAAGAAGAGGAGGAAAGUGUUCUGUCAGAUCACCCAGCACCUGUUGGACAACCACGAGAUGUGGAAGAAGGUGAUCGCAGAGGAAACCCCCAAGCAAAACAAUGUACCUGAGCCAAUCCUAUCCAUCCACGAGGAGGAGGAGGAGCCAGGGAGCAGGGAGGAUGUAGUGGAGGGGGAGGAGCCAGAAGAGGAAGGGGAGGUGCCAGAGGAGGAAAUAGAUGAGGAGUGGCCAGCACCCCCGCAGGACGAGUCUGAACCUGUAGAAGAGGCGGGGCCAGAGUGAGGGCCCCAAAGGCUCAUGGCGAGUGCUAUUUGGGAUCCUUGGGAUAUUGCUACCCUAAACCCUAACCCCUAACCCUAAACUUAACCAUAACCCUUACCUAACCUUAACCCGUUACCUAAACCAUUUUAAAUGUAAACUUAAAUGGGGUAGGGAUGUCCCAAGGAUCCCAGAUAGCAAGGACCAAAGGCUCAUGGGAAUGAAACAAGGCAGCCGUUAGCCCGAGCCAGAACAUGAAAUCACUUUUUCUACCCUAUUGACAAACAGGCUGAGUGAUUUUAUUAUUUUUUUUGCCAGCACAUUCACUUAGACACAACACUGUAGAAGUUUGGGACAUUGUGCCUAAUGAAAAUGUAACACAGAGUGGGAGAUAUUUACUUGUGUUUUACACAUUUUAUAUAUAAAAACAAAGAAUACAAGUCAGGUUCAGAAACAUCGGUCAAUCGUCCUCUUGAGGAACUAUCCAUUAUUACAAUAACCUACAGGAUCAUAUACUGGAUGUAACAAACUGGUAUAAGAGGUCACGAAGUACACAGACUCUUUUUGCUACCGUCAAGAGUGGAUUGAGACUUGGUCAUGAAGACCUCAAACCCAUUGUGUAAACAACGGACUGCAGAGACUGCCGCCAAUUUAUAUAUAAGAAAUAUUUUCUAAACGCAAUUAUACUUAAACAUCACAUGCACCUGUACUCAUGUGUUUUGUUUCGGGGGGGAUUUUAAGUAUUUUCUCUGGGUCUGAUAAGUCUCAGUAAUAUGGUUCUAUUUUUACUAUGUGGAUUGAGAAGGGAAAAAAUAGACCGAACAGCUUCAUACAAAUCUACAUUUUCCAUUUUUAUUAAUGUUCUUUAAUUGAUUUCACAUUGCAUCUCACACCUAUAAUCUGUAAGCACACGACAGCAAGCAUGCCCUCUAGGCAUCUUUUGGUUUUUACUGACAAACUGAAACGGUCGGUAUAGCCCAACCCUUUUAAUUAAGGCCCCUCGAUGAUCUAUGACAUCGGCAGAACCAUCAGCCGGUAACUUUUCCUUGUGUCAUGGUACUCCCGUUGUGUCAUGGUACUCCCGUUGUGUCAUGGUACUCCCGUUGUGUCAUGGUACUCCAGUUGUGUCAUGGUACUCCCGUUGUGUCAUGG
Molecule: messenger RNA, 2766 nt
Organism: Salvelinus sp. IW2-2015
Lineage: Eukaryota; Metazoa; Chordata; Actinopteri; Salmoniformes; Salmonidae
Product: cGMP-inhibited 3',5'-cyclic phosphodiesterase 3A-like
Biological process (GO): oocyte maturation; positive regulation of oocyte development
Cellular component (GO): cytosol
Molecular function (GO): calmodulin-activated 3',5'-cyclic-GMP phosphodiesterase activity
Source: RefSeq, a predicted model, not a curated record